AUGAGCUUCGUUAAGGUUCGGCCAAUCAGGUGGCAGCACGUGGCAACAGAGGCAUCAAGGGGCAUCACCCGCCUGGUGCCGGUCUUCCCUCUUCGCCUCUACGACUCCCUCCUCUUCUCCCUCCGCUCCAUUCCUCCCUUCCAAGCCUUCCAACCCCUUCCUCCAAACCGACAACCAGAGCAGUGUGAGAGAGUGAGUGUGGGGGUGCGGAUGCAGGGCGUGCCUGUGAGUACGCUAGCAAGUGACCUGGCAGUAGGUUCGGGGCAAGGUGGUUCGACAAGGAGUGCGUUGGAUCGGGAGAUGGAGCAACGGCUGCCAAUUCAGCUCCGGCGAGCACUGCUGCCGUUCCAGAGGGAGGGGGUGGCGUUUGCAGUGGGGAGAGGGGGGCGAUGCCUGAUUGCAGACGAGAUGGGUGUGGGGAAGACCAUCCAGGCCAUAGCAGCAGCGGCGUGGUACAUGGCAGAGGGCCCUCUCCUCAUCGUGUGUCCGGCAUGCCUCAGACUGCAGUGGGCCGAGCAGCUGGAGAGAUGGCUGCCCUUCCUCCGCCCCUCCCAGAUCCACAUCGUGUUUGGCCAGAGGGACGAUUUAGUGGAGGAGGACAAAGGGGAGAGGUCGCUCGUAGCUGGCACGGAAGAUCACUCGAACAAGGCAAAGAGCUCAGCCCCAGCAGUGGUGAUCACGUCCUUCACCAUGGCAGGGCGCCUACGACGAACGCUGAUGAGGAGGCGAGGGGGAUGGGGCAUGGUGGUGGUGGAUGAGGCACACGUGCUGAGGACUGCCAGGAAACCGUUUGACUGCCUGGAGACUCGAGUGGUGGUGGACGUGAUUCGACGCACCAAGCGAGCCAUCCUGCUCACCGGCACUCCAUCCCUCUCCAGGCCCUUUGACAUCUUCAACCUGGUCGACAGCCUCUGGCCUGGCCUGCUGGGCACGUCCAAGUACGAGUUUGCUCGCAACUACUGCGACAGGGGGAGGGACAGCAGAGACUUCUCGAGGGGGAUUCGAUUGCGCGAGCUGCACAUCCUGCUGUCGCACACCGUCAUGGUGAGAGACGGGGGUGCUCGUGCUGUCACACAUGGUCAUGGACAGCAGGGAAUUCUCAAGGGGGAUUCGACUGCGUGUGCUGCACGUCCUGCUGUCCCGCACCGUCAUGGUGAGGAGGCGUUUUCCCAGAUGAUGCAAGCGAUCACGUACUAUGUAUGUGUGUGUGGAUGGACGUUUCUCUCUGCCCUGCUGCAGAUCCGUCGGCUCAAGUCUGAGGUGGCACUGCAGCUGCCACCUAAGCGCCGCCAGGUCAUCAGGCUGCGCCUUGAACCAUCUGACGUGGCACUUGCGGUUCAGAGAGUUGCUGAGCUGGCAGGGGGUAGUGCUGUGGUGUAUAGAGACAAAGAAUCCAAGGAUGUAGAUACAGAAGAGGGGGAGGAUGGGGGAGAGGACAAUGAGGACGGGGGGGAGGAAGGGGGAGAAGAGGAGGCAGGAGAGGAAGGAGAGGGUGAGGAGGAUGAUAGGGAAGAGGGUGAAGGGGAAGAGGGUGUGGAACAGGGAAAUUUGAAGGAUCCGGAAGUGGAAAAGAGCAGUGAAAGAAACAGUGAGCGGAGCUGUGAUUCUGACCCUUGUAAAACGGCGGAUAUCGUACAAGAUAAUAAGAAGGCACUUGUGGGUGAUGCAAAGGCGGCCGAGGGCGGUAGGGGGAGGAGGAUGAGGGCUUUAAGGGCUGAAGGGGGUAAUUCAAAUGCUGGUGGGGGGGAUGUGGGGGGUGGAAGAGGUGGGGAAAGGGACGGAAAGGGGAGUGUGAGGGGUGGAAGCAUAAGAGGUGGAAGAGGGGGUGCAAGGGGUGGUAGGGGGAGGAGGAAGCAGGGAGCAGAGGAGAGGGAGGGGCGGAGAGGAGGGAAGGUUGGGGUUGGGGGGUUGAGCCCUGAAGAACUUGGACUGGCCAAGAUGAGAGGGGUGGAAGAGUGGUUGAGUCACUGCUCGGUUCUGAGGGGUUGGGAGGGGUGUGAGGAGGGCGGAGAGGAAGAGGGAGGCGAGGGAGGGGUGGGAGGCGAGGAAAGGGGAGGAGAAGGGGUUGGAGGCGGUGGGGAUGUGGAGGGGGAGGGACCAAGCGAGAGGAAAGAGAGGAGUGAGAAGAAGCACAGGGGAAGGAAUGGGCGGAUGGUAGAGAAGAUGGUGAUUUUCGCCCACCACCACGUGGUGAUGGACGCCCUACAGGCUGCUGUCUACCGCAUUGCUGCUGCCAGCAUUCUGAGGAGAGGCGAUGAUGAGGAGAAGGGGGGUGGGAUGGAUGAGGAGAGAGGGGCGGGUGAAGAGGUGGGGGGGGCAGAGGAAGUGGGGGGAGCUGAGGGAGAAAGGGAAUCCCAGGGGGUGAGGGGAAGUGGAAUGGCAGAGGGCGAAGGAGAAGGAGAGGAAGAGGAAGGAGUGGUGGAGAUUGGAGGUGGGGAUGCGGGGAGCAGGGGAAGGAGGUACGGCGACCCUGCCGAGCCUGCGUGCCGUACCAAGCCUGCCGAACCUGCCAAGCCUGCCAAAGCUGCUAUGCGGUUUGAGUUGGUUCGGGUGGACGGCACCACGCCUCCUCUGGAGCGGGCCGAGGCUGUCAAGAGGUUCGCCACCGAGCCUCAGGUCCGGGUGGCGAUAGUGGGCGUGACGGCGGGCGGCGUGGGCUUGGACUUUAGUGCGGCGCAGACGAUUGUGUUUGCGGAGAUCCCGAGGGCGGCAGCAGAUCUGCUGCAGGCAGAGGACAGGGCGCACAGGAGGGGGCAGAGGUUCCCUGUGAACGUGGUUGUGUUCUGUGCCAAGCCCUACUUCAUAGAUGAGGAUUCCUCCUCCCUCAAGGUGAGAGGCAAGGCAGCGGAUGUGCUGCAGGCAGAGGAUAGGGUGCACAGGAAGGGGCAGAGAUUCCAUGUGAUGAACGUGGCGGAGUUCUGUGCUAAGAUGGUGAGUGGCAAAUCAGCGGCUUUGCUGCAGGCAGAGGAUUGGGCGCACAGGAGAGGCCAAAAAUUCCCUGUCAACGUGGUGAUGUUCUGUGCCAAGAGGCUGUGCUGCAGUGCAGAACGAGUGCCGGCUGCUGUGGUAUGGACGGGGGGGAGCAGCACGAGAGAGGGAGGGAGGGAAGUCAUUAUAUCGCCCGUCUCACUCCACUCCUCUCCUCUCCUCCCUGCCCAUAUCCAGGACUCUCGGGACGAGACGGCGUGGCAGAGGCUGUGUCGCAGUUCAGAGCGCGUGUCGGCUGCUGUGGAUGGGGGGAAGCAGCAAGAGGGAGUGCUGGAAGGGAAGUUAUGUCACUCUAUCUGCCUCCUCACUCCUCUCUUCUCGCUCCUCUUCUUCCCUUUCUCGUGCAUUCCUUCCGUUCAGGACUCUCGGGAUGAGACGGCGUGGCAGAGGCUGUGCCGCAGUGCAGAGCGUGUGUCGGCUGCUGUGGAUGGGGGGAAGCAGCAAGAGGGAGGGCUGGUAGUGGAUAGUGUUGUGGACGGCUUUGCUGACCAGUCUGCUGAGGAUGGGGAGAAGCAGCAAGAGGGAGGGUUGACAGUGGAUAGUGUUGCUGAUGGUUCUGCUGUGAAGCGAAGAAGGACAGAGAAGGGGACGGGAAGCGAUGAACUGGGAGAGGGGGGCAAGAUUGAGGGUAGAGAAGCAGAGAAGGGCGCCGGUGGAAUGGAGAGCAAGGAAGAAAAGGCCACGUUAAACAGGCCCCAACUGCCAGGCGCCUCAUUGAGCAGACCGCAAGCGGAAGACAUGUACGCACAUGAAUGUGACACCAAUAGUCCUUGUCGCUGCAGGCCAGUGGGGGAGAGCAGUGCUCCUAGUAGGGAUGUGGGAGGGAAGUGUGCAGCAAUUCACUGUUGUGCAGAUGAUAAGGGAAAAAUGGGCAGGGUGGAGGAAGAAGAGGAGGAGGAGGAGGCAGAUGGAAAGCGAUGGACGCAGAUCAAACCGGAGGACCUGCGAUUCGAGGUCCGUGUGAGCCUUGUAUCAUUUCCACCUUGCACCUUUCCCUCCUUGCAUUCCCUCCGUGCGUCUGUUCCAUGCAUGUCUGUGCUUGUGAUUUCCCUACGUUCUCGUGGACUCAGAGGAUCGCAUGCCGCCAAUCCUGCGGCGACACGUGGCGCUUCGAGAGGCCGCCAGGUCAUUCGUCAGCGAGUGGGGGGCGGGAAGCCGCAGCACCGGAGGAAGCUGCUUGGAAGGAUCCUGGCGCUUCCUGUGGCGGAGGAGCUGGAGCGAGUGCUGUUCCCCCUCCCCUUCAGUGACGUCAUGGGCCGUGUGGCAGCAAGAGGAGGUGGGCAACGAGAGGGGAUAUACUCGCUGCCGCUAAGGAGUAACCUCCAGCUCAUUUUCCUCCUGUGUGUGGUGCUGGCAGGGCAUGGCAGGGCAUGGCAGGGCCGUGUGGCAGCAAGAGGAGGUGGGCAACGAGAGGGGAUAUACUCGCUGCCGCUAAGGAGUAACCUCCAGCUCAUUUUCCUCCUGUGUGUGGUGCUGGCAGGGCAUGGCAGGGCCGUGUGGCAGCAAGAAGAGGUGGGCGACGAGAGGGGAUAUACUCACUGCUGCCAGGGAGGGAAGGGGAGUGGGUGGUGGAAGCACAGAUCUGCCGGACGCAUGCAGCAAGGGCGCCAACGGUUCCCCGCCAUCUCUUCUGCUGCGAUUCCUGCUUCUCCACCUACCUCUCUCGCACCUCCCUUUCGUUCCUUCGCCAG
Closterium sp. Naga37s-1 is the source of this 4679-nucleotide messenger RNA. The record is from the annotation of a GenBank genome assembly. Lineage: Eukaryota; Viridiplantae; Streptophyta; Zygnematophyceae; Desmidiales; Closteriaceae.